AUGUCUGAAAAGGUCGUGUUGCCAAAUGACUUGGACGUGUCCGGUACGAAAUCCCGAAAAUCAAAAUCCCCGAAACCUAUUCAUCACAUACCUAUUCAGCCAUCAAUUAAUUUCAGAAGUUUAUUUCGUACGAAUCCCGACUUUGACAUACUAUCAUUAAUGACUAUUGUAUAUGGAUGGAUGAUCUUGUAA
Molecule: messenger RNA, 192 nt
Organism: Funneliformis geosporum
Lineage: Eukaryota; Fungi; Glomeromycota; Glomeromycetes; Glomerales; Glomeraceae
Source: the annotation of a GenBank genome assembly